Messenger RNA from Drosophila rhopaloa, 1882 nucleotides. RefSeq names its product transcription termination factor 5, mitochondrial (gene mTerf5). The record is from RefSeq and is a predicted model, not a curated record. The transcript is spliced from 4 exons. Gene Ontology annotation, biological process: regulation of DNA-templated transcription; termination of mitochondrial transcription. Gene Ontology annotation, cellular component: mitochondrial matrix. Gene Ontology annotation, molecular function: double-stranded DNA binding. Bases 132 to 1814 code for a protein of 560 amino acids. NCBI's taxonomy places the organism in Eukaryota, Metazoa, Arthropoda, Insecta, Diptera, Drosophilidae.
CUGCACGCAACAGAUGCCAUUCCCCCGAAGAAAGUAGUGAUUAAGUUGGUACUAACCCCGAAUGGCAGUUACAUGUUCGCCAGUACGUUUCCUUGUCGGUUCUAUGUAAAGCAUCGGGGAAUGUUAUAAUUAUGCUUCGCAGUGGCCAGAAUCAAGGGCAAUUGCUGGCCCGGAGCCUUGCGCAGCUGACCCGGGGAAUAGCCAGUUCAAAAAAGACCACCAGAAAGCAAGAGAAACAGAGUCCUAAGCUGCCAAAGCGCCCGGUCGUUGAGAUGCCGUUGGAGGAGCCCCUUAAUGCCAAUUAUUUGUCUAAAACUCUGGGUAGCAACUAUAAGGCCUGGGUGACUGCCCUGGAAAAGCACCCCGAGCUGAAGACGUUGAAGCGCAAAGACCUCAUAAACUCCUACGACACGCUAAAAUCCCUAAAGUAUAGCGUGGACGACAUCCUAGGCAAGCCAAUGAUCAUCUACUACGGAGCUACCACACUGGCCAACCGGUACAGUGUCUUGCAAGAGUGUGGCUUCCACAACGUAACCAUCCAAACGCUGGCAAAAUAUGUGACGGUGGUCAAUAAACCAAUAGAAGUCCUCAAGUCACACAACUACAUCCCUUUCGAUGUGAAGGUGGCAGAGCGUCUGGCGGGGCUCUUCACGGAUAUUAACCUGUCUGUGGAUAUGCGGGAGUUGGACAACGAAAGCAUCACUUUGAAGAGCUUGAGGCAAUCCCUUCUGAACGCCUACCUGCGCGAACGCUUAAAAAUGGAUGAAAGUGACCUGCAGAAGCUUUGGCGCGUCUACACCCGCGUCCGUCACAAGAGCUUUCGGGCCGUGCAGGACACUGUUGAACUUCUGACCAAUGAGCUAAAUUUUAGCGCCGAGCGGAUAAGGAAGAACUGCUUUCUGCUCUACUCAGACGCGGAUAAUGUGCGUCGCAUCCUGCGAGAGAUACCUACCAUCGACUCGCAGGACAUCCGAGAAAUCGGCUUCCGACGUCCCAAGAUACUGAUGUCCACCUGCGAUAGUUUAAAGCAAACCCUGCAACAUGUCAAUGCGUUUGGCAUCAGUGAGGAUGCCGUCCUGCGCUGCCUGGAGGUGCUCACCCUGGGACCGGAUACGGUGCUAGAGAGAUUGAGGGAUCUGCAGGAGAUCGAAGAGUUUCAGGUGCUGGGCACCAAUCCGCGAGUACUGCGAUUGGUGCACUACCAAAACAAAGCACGGGUGCGUUUGGAUUACCUUAAUCAGCUGAGGGUCCGCUGCGCCUCCCUCCACAUUCUCUCCUGUGGGUCCGAGGCGUUUGCUAAAUUUGCCAGAGAUGGUUCAGAUCGCACUAAAGGUCGCGAUAUUGUGGUAUACUUGGGUAAGGUUUUGUCCAAAGAUGUACAAGUACUGCGCAAUCUGCUCUCCCGUCAUCCAAACUGGUGCCAUAUACCUUUGCUGCAUGUAAAACAAUGUCUGGAGUACCUUCGUGCCAAGAAGUUUAAGCUGAGUGAAAUCUUUGCCAACAUACACUUGCUUCUAUAUCCCAUCAAACGCAUUGAAGAAAAGCUGCAUCUGCUGCAGUUGCCCGAUGCCCAAGAAGAAUUACAGUUGCCAGUGGCGGAUUUCCAUUCACUGAGCAACAACGAGAUCCUGACUCUCAUCCUCUACCUAAUCGAAUCUGAGUUUCACUUUACUGGUGAUGGAAUCUGGACAGAGCAACACACACAUCACGUGGAAAACUUUAACAAUCUGCUGCCUGACUUCCCCGAGAGUCUCAACAAGGUCUACAAAUACGGGGUAAAACCUGCCGAUAAGCUGGUCAUGCAGCAUUUAUAGGCGCCCCCAAUGGAAUUGUAAAUAGUUUGUUAUUAGAAUUUGCAGAAAUAAUGAAAUCCAACUUUAAA